AUCCUCACCAAAAUAAAUAAAUAAAUAAAAUACAUUAACACACAACAAACUCCACUUUCCAUUCCUCCACCGUCCUCCAACAUGGCCACUACCACCGUCGCCGCCGCUACAUCCUCCUUCAUUGGCACACGCCUCAAUGAGGCUCACUCCGGAUCUGGUCGUGUCCAGGCUCGGUUUGGAUUCGGAAAAAAGAAAGCUCCACCCAAGAAAGUGUCAAAGUCCGUCACCACGGACCGCCCAUUGUGGUUCCCGGGAGCACGGGCACCCGAAUGGCUCGAUGGAAGUCUGGUCGGUGAUUAUGGUUUCGACCCUUUUGGUCUGGGAAAACCCGCUGAGUACUUGCAGUAUGACUUAGAUUCUCUAGAUCAGAACUUGGCCAAGAACUUGGCGGGUGAGAUUAUUGGGACCAGGACUGAGGCUGCUGAUGUUAAAUCGACACCGUUUCAGCCUUACAGUGAGGUUUUUGGACUCCAGAGGUUUAGGGAGUGCGAGCUGAUCCAUGGCAGGUGGGCUAUGUUGGCCACUCUCGGUGCCUUGACAGUCGAGUGGCUCACCGGCGUUACAUGGCAAGAUGCGGGAAAGGUUGAGCUUGUUGAGGGUGCCUCCUACCUUGGCCAACCACUUCCAUUCUCCAUAACCACAUUAAUAUGGAUUGAAGUCCUGGUGAUUGGAUACAUUGAGUUCCAGAGGAAUGCCGAGCUUGAUCCCGAGAAGAGGCUUUACCCCGGUGGCAGCUUCUUCGAUCCACUUGGCUUGGCAGCCGACCCUGAGAAGAAAGCCACCCUUCAACUGGCGGAGAUAAAGCAUGCCCGUCUCGCCAUGGUGGCAUUCCUCGGCUUUGCAGUCCAGGCUGCCGCCACCGGCAAAGGUCCUCUUAACAACUGGGCUACACACUUGAGUGACCCUCUUCACACAACCAUUUUGGACACCUUCGGCUUCUUCUCUUAAGCUCUUGAAAUCAUCGAUUUCUUAUCCUAUUUCUAGCUGAGAACAUUUUACUAGUAUAUUAAUAUUGUACUGUUCUAUAGUUCUCAACUUGUAAAAAUUGUAACAUUGAACAGUUUUUAAGCUGAAUAUGAUCUAUAUAUUAAGCUUACUCGUAUAAA
This is a messenger RNA of Olea europaea var. sylvestris, 1106 nucleotides long. RefSeq names its product chlorophyll a-b binding protein CP29.1, chloroplastic. Gene Ontology annotation, biological process: photosynthesis, light harvesting in photosystem I; response to light stimulus. Bases 82 to 948 code for a protein of 288 amino acids. Gene Ontology annotation, cellular component: chloroplast envelope; chloroplast thylakoid membrane; plastoglobule. The transcript is spliced from 2 exons. Lineage: Eukaryota; Viridiplantae; Streptophyta; Magnoliopsida; Lamiales; Oleaceae. The record is from RefSeq and is a predicted model, not a curated record.